Messenger RNA from Acanthamoeba castellanii str. Neff, 1986 nucleotides. Its product is annotated as leucine rich repeat domain containing protein. NCBI's taxonomy places the organism in Eukaryota, Discosea, Longamoebia, Acanthamoebidae. Bases 1 to 1986 code for a protein of 661 amino acids. The record is from RefSeq and is a predicted model, not a curated record. Gene Ontology annotation, molecular function: protein binding. The transcript is spliced from 10 exons.
AUGAGCGAGCGGGUGUGUGGCGAGGACGGGCGGCUCGUUCCGGCGCGGCAGGCGCCCUGUCGCGAGUCCCUCGAUCCCGCCUCUGCUCCCCUUUCAUCAACGCCCCCUCCAGCACCUCAAGCAGGCCUCAAGAGCUCUGAACCUCCCGCCUCAAGCUUUGUGCCAGAGCACCUGCCCGGCGAGAGGCGGCAGAAGAAGCUCGAAGGGUCCAAGCUGUGGUCGCCCACCGCCUGGACUCGGCCCCGCAUGGGGCACCGCCACUCGCACUCACUGCCCUGCUCGAGCUCCCAGCCAACACCGUUUCACGCCAGCCUCGCCGUCUCACUCCCUCUCGAACUCGACGAUGGCACUGACAACGAAGAAGGUCCGCCGGAGGCGCCCAAGGCGGAGCUGGCGGACGAUGAACUGCGACACCUGUUGGGCAAAGGCUCCUAUCCGGUCUUCCUCGAUCUCAGUGGCAAAGAAUACGCACUUACCGCCGACUCUUUCCUCCUUCUGUGCCCCGAUAUCAUCAAAGAGCUGGACCUGAGCAACAACAAGCUGGAGUACCUGGACAAUCUAGCGCACAUGUCCCGGCUCAAGCGGCUGCGUGCGAACAACAACUGCCUGUACAGCGCCGGCCUCAUCCAGCUUUCCUCGCUCGUCCUUCUCUCCCUGGCCCACAACCGCAUGGAGAUGCUUUGUGGCAUGGAGUACCUCCACAACUUGGUCAACCUCAACCUCAGCGACAACCUCAUCAGUGGCGGAUUCUCCGAGUUGGGCAAGCUGAAAGCCCUGCAGGUGCUCAACCUGAGCUACAACAACAUCGCGCUCACCUUCAACAAGUUUCACCACAAGAUCCUGCGGCACCUGCAGAGCCUGCCGAAGCUGCGCUAUCUCUAUUUCAACGGCAACCCCGUGCAGCAGAGCAUCUUCAAGUACCGCUUCUUCGUCAUCUCCCAACUGCCCAAACUACACUUUCUGGACGGCGACCCCGUGACGAAAGAGGAACGCAAGAAAGCCAAGAAGUUGGAUGAAAAGCUGUGGCACAUCGACCUGGUGGUGCCCAAGCAGGCGGCCGCCGAGCAGUCCGUCCCUAAGAAGGCUGACCAGCGCGUGGAGCAGCGGCCGUGCUUCAUCGAAGGCGAUCCGGCGCGUAUGGCGCGCAUCAAUGAGUACCGAAUGCUGGAGUUGGGAUCGGACGCAGGGCAGCAGCCGCUGGUCAUCAGCGUUACGGCGCUGAUCGCAGCGACACCGGUCGUAGCGGGUGCGGAGCCCACCAAGAAGGCCAGCAAGGGCUACAAGGAGUGGAAGGAGCGGGACAAGCGGGUGAAGGCCAGCAAGCGCAAGACGUGGGACUCGGCGCGCUUGAGUGGACUCGGCCGCGAUUCACCGCUGGCAGCGCGACCGCCGCCCGCUGUCAUCGCCCAGCCGGAACCCGAACACCACGAGAAGAGCGAAGGUGACGGCAAAGACGGCGGCGAUGAAAGAGCGAAGAAGAAUGAGAGAGUCGGCCCGGCAGGCCUGCCGGUGAUUGUAGAGCCGUCGACGGACUACCAGCGCCUCAUCAAGCCGAGGCGCGAGUCGGUCCACUUCGAUGAGCUGGAGAAGCUGCUGGAGGAGAGUUUCGCGCCCGCCAAGACCUCCGCCCGACGGGCUCUGCGCUCUCCUCGCAUGACCUUUCCCGGCCUUGCCCCUGGGGGCACCACGGCCACCACAGCAGCGGCCAUCGAGGGCGACGCGCCCAAGCGGAAAGUGGUCGGGAGCAGGGAGGUGCUCGACCGCAUGCUCGACGACCUCCUCUCGGCCGCCGUGCCCACGGUCGCCGCCACGGCCCCAUUCACGGUUGAGGAGGCCACCAGCCCCGGCGAGACCGCCUCGGCAGCAGCUGCUGCGGGACCCCCUGCGACAACUCUGCCGGCACCGCCAGCACAGACGCCAGGGGCGGCCACGCUCUUCGUCUUCUUCGUGGUCGUGUUGCUGUGGUGGGUGAACUGCUGGGUGUAA